UCUUAUUGUCGUUGUAACUUAAACCACAGUGUGACUGCUUUUAACAGUAUUGACUUGUAAAUUGAAUAGAAUUUCUUUUGGACUUGACAAGUUAAAUAGUAAAGUUACGCGGAAUGAAUUAUAAAUAUAAAUAGGGAUGGAUUUGCUAUGGUGAAAUGCUUUUCGUUGUAAAUCAAUGUGUUUCGUUGAAAUUGGACUAUUAUUAAAAUUCUCUUUGUAUACGACGUUCAGUUUGGUUUUGAAACUUGUUUUAUAUAUUGUGUAGAGUUAACAAGAACUUGUGGAGUUAAACUACAACUGGCAUUGAAUUCAAUACAAUAUUGUAUAAACUAUCAUAAUCUAUGUCAGAUGUGCAUGUAUGUUUUGAAAGGGUGUUUAAAUUUUGUCCUAACCUUUCAUAAGACCUUAUAAUCGGGUUUACGCGGGACUUGAUAUAACGGUGUAUCGCACCUAUUUCGGUUAUAUUUUGUUACAGAAAAGUUGUUUUACUAAAGUUUUAUCACAAAUCCGCGGAAAAAACUCGUAAUACUUUUUAAUUUUACAUGUUUUUAUCAACACAUUCUAAAAAUGCGAGACAUAUGUACCUUCAAUAUCGAGAUUUAAACUGUCUCAGACCAAAGGAAUUCCUACAUACAGCGUGGAGACGUGGUUAUGAAUAUUUAAUGUCAAACAAAUCCAUACAAUGAUAAAGACGAUGUCCUGACAAGUGGAACUAGAGAACAAAAUCUGUGGAUUUAAAAUGUGAAAUUAAAACUUUGGAAUGAUUGAUUUUGUUUAAAAGGGGAUAAUUGUUUUAUUGAAUGAAGGAUUUACAAUAUAUUUUGUGUUGACAUAAAAAAUGAUAUAUUCAUAUAUAAACUAUACAUAGUGACUCAACCCAGAUACCAGGGUGUGUCAGGUUAUUAGUGUUUUGUGAUACCGAAAUUCGCGUGCCAAGAGCGGCAACUGUGAAAAAGGGGAGGUAACCAAGAAACGGAGUUAACUGAGAUCAGGGGGAAUAACUGGGACGCAAGGGUGGUAACUGUGAUAGGUCAGAUAAGAUAUUAAUAAGUAUGUAGACGAUGGGGUGUUCAAAUUCUAAAACAGUGCACCCAAGCAUACACAAUGAGAGAAACAAGGGUCAAGGUCAUGCCAAUGGUCAAGUUAAAGAGAAUAUAACGGCCACAGAGACAAAUUCUAGAAACAUCAAAGGUGACUACAGUCAGUACCAGCUCGCCAAACACAAUAGAGAAAAACAACAUAAACAGAGACAAAUCAAGUUGUUCAUGGCCGCAGAUGAGAUGGCCGUCAAGGUAAUGGAAUCUCGUGAAAUGCUAUCACUAGGAACACGGUCACGUGGUACGUCACGUAAUACGUCACGAGCAACGUCACCGACCAAUAAUAAACGAAACCAGCAACAGAAAGAUGAUCCACUGGUUCCCAUGACGCCUGUUGCCGAGGACAAAUUAAGUCGGGGAACGUCUUUAAGAAGCAUUGACAAAUCACAAAAGAAAAAACGCAAAUCAAAUAAACAAUCUAAAGGUAAAAACAAAAGCAAAAAGCAUCGGAAAGGCAAAAAAUCUAAGAAAGGGAAAGGAAAAGCUUUAACUACUCCAGACAAUCAGAAUUCUGACAGUGAUUCGGGUCUAGAAAAUGACACUGAAAACGAAGCCGAACAAGAUGAAACAGAUUCUGAUUUAGAAAACGAUCAACCAAUAAUAACCGAUAAUCGAUCACAAAUCGAAAAUCAAACGGAAGUUAAAAACAGUUCUAACACAAGCGAGAAAAAUGAAACCAGUCUGCCACUUACUGAACCAAAUGGUGUUAAAAGUGACGAAACGCCGCUUAUAUCAAAUAGAAGUGUAAGGGACAUCAAAAUACAGUCAGCAUCAAAAGAUUCAGGAAUAGCUGAAAGUGGAAUUAAUGACCAAUCGAAUCAGUCAGGUGAAGCAGAGAAAAUAGACCAGGGCGAACUAGGCCAAGAUAUUUUACCGGAAGUGCGGAGUGAUUCUCGCAUUUAGCAUUUCAUUCGAAAAUCUAGCAAAUAAUUCGAAUUUUAUCGUUGUUUAUCUCAUAAGCCUAUCUCAUUAGAUUAUCUCAUAAGUCUAUCUUAUUAGUUUAUCUCAUAAAUUUAUCUCAUUAGUUUAUCUCACCAGUUUAUCUCAUUUACAUAUUUCUUUAAAAAUUAUGUUCAUUUUUAUUUGUUAACGGAAACGCUAGUCCCAUUGUUGUCCAACUUUGCCAUUUUGAUAUUAUUCCAUUUGUCAUGUCUAUUCAGUGAUAAGCAUUUGAGCCGCGUCACGACAAAAGCAACCCAGUGCGUUUGCGACCAGCAUGGAUCCAGACAAGCGCG
This is a messenger RNA of Ruditapes philippinarum (Manila clam), 2332 nucleotides long. Its product is annotated as GATOR complex protein WDR24-like. The transcript has 5 exons. NCBI's taxonomy places the organism in Eukaryota, Metazoa, Mollusca, Bivalvia, Venerida, Veneridae. Bases 1062 to 2000 code for a protein of 312 amino acids. The record is from RefSeq and is a predicted model, not a curated record.